AUGCCUAAAGCAAAAUUCAAGUCAAUCAUAUCCACACGGAGGAGGGCUAAAAAAAAAAGCACGGAUGGAGACAACGGAGCCUACGGUCAAGUCCUAGCCUCUGUCUCGGAGCCUCAAGCAACCCCAGCGACCAACGUGCCCGGAACUUCAGCUCAUGUAGAGCUUCCCUCACUGGUGUUGUCCACAGCCUCUCAAACAGCCCCAUCUACCAACGUAACUGUAACACAACCACAGACGGCAAUGGUCACGGGCUCUGCGAAUCAAGUUCAACCGGAAAUGAACGCUAUUGCUCCAAUAGAUGUAUCUACCAGUUCUAAAGAAUUGAUUUCAUCCAAAGGAACAUGAGGUGUUGGAAAUAUUUUGGACCUGCUCAGAAUUCCCUUCACAGCCUGCCUUUUAAUUUGAAGAGCUGUGUUUAUUAGAUAAAUUUUCUAUAAAUAUAAUACUUUGACUUUUAAACAGUA
Messenger RNA from Saccostrea echinata, 464 nucleotides. RefSeq lists its product as uncharacterized. Lineage: Eukaryota; Metazoa; Mollusca; Bivalvia; Ostreida; Ostreidae. The transcript has 2 exons. The record is from RefSeq and is a predicted model, not a curated record. Bases 1 to 345 code for a protein of 114 amino acids.